Molecule: messenger RNA, 3486 nt
Organism: Xiphophorus hellerii (green swordtail)
Lineage: Eukaryota; Metazoa; Chordata; Actinopteri; Cyprinodontiformes; Poeciliidae
Product: C-X-C chemokine receptor type 2-like
Exons: 2
Coding region: 2275-3465 (396 amino acids)
Biological process (GO): immune response; positive regulation of cytosolic calcium ion concentration; G protein-coupled receptor signaling pathway
Cellular component (GO): membrane; external side of plasma membrane
Molecular function (GO): C-C chemokine receptor activity; C-C chemokine binding; C-X-C chemokine receptor activity
Source: RefSeq, a predicted model, not a curated record
UUUCCUCACAUCCUUUGUUGCACCAAGCACCUAAACCUUUUGUCCCUCUGAGCGUCGCUUCCCCCUCUGAGCCUCUGUAAUCUCACACACACUUUCUCCAAGUUUAAGCUGCUUACAAAACCUGAGUGCCCAAAAAACACAAAUUUAAAAGGUAAACACCAUAGUUACUUAGUAAAAUUUAAAAUGUGCAAUAAACACACCAAUUUCUUAUGAUUACUUGUAUAACUGCUCCAUAAUUAUCUAAAAUCUUGUUUUGGGACGAAGAUCUAACGAUCAUUAAAAACUGGAAUUGUACAGUGGAACUUUAAUUUUAAUCCAAUAUCAGGUGCGUGGGCCAAGAAUCCGGCCCAAAGGCAUGAUGGUGAUCAGAAAUGUUUCCUAAAAUAAGACUUUCUGUACAGCACAAACUUGCUUUUAUUUUGGUUUUAUUUUGGUUUUACAGGAAAUGACCACAAACAUCCAGAUUCAGGCAAACCUGUUAGUUUAAGUUCAUUAAAGCAAAAGUCUUGAAGUGGUCUUGUUGCUGAGAAUUUAAAGAUGUAUAGUUAGCUUCCAAUAAGCUAACUAACCAAAUUAGAAAUUUAGUUUGGAGAUAAAUAUUUAGCCUAACUAAAUAGUGAGUUUAAUAUUUAGCUUGCAAACUAAAUAGUUUCCUUUAAACUAGUCAGCCAGAUAUUUACUGAGCAAGCUAAAUAUUUAGCUCACUUAUUAAACAGCUAAAUACUGGGCUUCAAACUAAAUACUGAGUUAAAUGUUGAGUAUGCAAGCUAAUCAUUUAGCUUCAAACUAAGUAGAGCUAAACAUUUAGUUAGCAAUCUACACAUUUAGUUAAGCUAAACAUCAUUUGAGUGGCCAUCAGAGAGCAGACAUGUUUGAACUUUUAAGGUUGUGAUUAGAGAAAAUAUGGUGUCAUUAGCAUCAGAGGUGAGUAGCUAAUCUUUACUUUAGUUACAUUUUGGAAAACGUUUGGAAAUAGUUUUACUGCACUUUGCUAUUCUGAAGAAUCACUACAAACUUUGUUCUAAUGUUAAUUUCUGUCUGCAGAGCCUGAUGUUCCAUUUGGAGAUCAAGUGAGGAAACUGAACAUCUUGUUCAGACUUGAACUGAAUGAACAUUAUCUACUGUAAGUAUCAUUUUCAUAAAGUUUAUACUGAAAACAUUGGUGGAAGUUCUGCUUACAUUUUUUAUUUUGAACAGUAUUAUUUGUAUUAAUGUUUUCAUUUUAGUGUUUAAAGUUUUGUUUUUGUGUAAUGACAUCAUUUUUAAAAAUACUAAAUCAAACGUUAUGAUCCAUUUCUCAGUUGCCUUUUUGCCAAAUACUUUUUAUUCGUAGAUGAAUAAUAUGGCUUAUAUGGCUGCUUUUUAUUUUUACUACAGUAAAAUAUGCUAAAGUAUGAACUCAGUCCUCUGAAGGCCAGCUUAUAAAAUACUUUUGAUCUCAUUCAUGAUGUAAAUUAGAUGCAGGUUGUGUAAAAUCCUGCAGGAUAUUUCACAACUUGAACUGGAGUGUUAAAGAAAAGCCGCUCUCACUGUGAAACCAGUUCCUGAUGUUAAAGGAAAAACAGAAGUUUCUACUUUUAAAUCAACUACCAGAGUUUCUCUGAACAGCUUCCACACUUUAGUUUCUGAAAUACAAACAAAUAUUUGGCUUAUUUUCUUUCAUGCAUUUCCUCACAUCUGGACCUGCUUUCAGUGUCAUUUCUCAAUAUAAAUCUAAUUAAAAUGCAUAAACGUCCGUCUGAUUGUCAGGUUUUAUGCUUGUAAAAGUUUAGCCUCAUUUUGGGUUUUGUUUUGCUUUUUUGUCAACACUUGUGACACUGUGAGCUGAAACACAUGAGAAGUGCGGCAGGAAAUGUGAUGAACUCGUGUGUCAACAAAGACACAUGUCAUGAGCCGGGGACUUCCUCUCCGACUGGGAGCGAAGUCCCCUCCGAUAAAUCUGUUUUGAAAAACCGCUGAAUCACACGUCACUAAAUCAGCUGCUCCUCACAUCAGGUGUUUCUCUUUAACUCAUAUUCAUAACUCAUUAAAGUGAGAUCAUUCUUCUCUAAGCAUGACUUUAUUUUAUAUUUCAGCAUAAACUCCCACCACUUCUUUUCAGAUUUCAGAUUUAAUUUAAUCCAAUUUAUUGUAUUUUUCUUACAUUACACACUUUUAUCUACUUCCCAACAAAAUAAACCUUUAUUUGCCUGAUUUAUUGAAGAAGGUAUAAUAUAUUCAGUAUUGCCACAGAGGUAGACACUUCCCAGUCAGGAGUGUUGAGCAAAUCAAAUUAUGAGAAACAGGAAGGUGAGUUUGAUGGGAGGAGAGUCGACAGAUACAAACUUCGUCUCCUGUCCAGUUGUGACAUAUUUGGAGCCUUUCUGCAGCCAAGACACCAUGUUUACUGAUCCAAACAUGUCGUCAUUUGUUGACGACUUCAGCUCUAUCUACGAAGAGUUGAACUUCACCUACAACUACACGGAGUUCAUCCUGAACCCGGCGACCGAACCCUGCGACAACUUCCGGUUCCCGGAGGUCAUGAUGCUGAUCGCCUGCUUGUUUUACGUCUUCGUCUUCCUGUUGGCCAUUCCGGGGAAUCUGGUGGUGGGGUUGGUGAUCGGGCUGAGCAAGCAGGCGCUGACCCCCUCUGACCUCUACCUGCUCCACCUGGCGGUCGCGGACCUCCUGCUGGCCUUCACCCUGCCCUUCUGGGCCACCUCCGUCACCUCCGGCUGGGUGUUUGGGGAUCUCAUGUGUAAAAUCGUCACAGUCCUGCAGGAGCUGAGCUUCUACUCCAGCAUCCUGUUCCUGACCUGCAUCAGCAUGGACCGGUACAUGGUCAUAGUGCGGGCGAUGGAGGCCCGCCGCGCAAACCGCCAGGUGUGCAGUUGGGUUAUCUGCGUCGUGGUUUGGGUUGUUGGUGGGUUGCUGUCCCUACCGGGGUUCUUCAGCUCCGCAUUCCCUUCCCGAAAUACAACCCAGAUGGUUUGCGCAGUGCAGUACAACCCCAGCAGCGCCGACGAGUGGCGGCUGGCCACCAGAGUCCUCCGCCACCUCCUGGGGUUCGUUAUCCCGUUGGCCGUCAUGCUGCCCUGCUAUGGGGUGACCAUCCAGCGGCUCCUCCACGUCCGCGGCGGCUUCCAGCGGCAGCGCGCCAUGAGGGUCAUCAUAUGCGUGGUGGUCGCCUUCCUGCUCUGCUGGACGCCGUACCACCUGGCGGUGAUGGCGGACACCUUCUUCCGACUGAAGAUUGUGGAGUACGGGUGCCAGGAGAGGACGGCGGUGGACCAGGCCAUGUUUGCCACGCAGAGCCUGGGGCUGCUGCACAGCUGCGUCAACCCGGUGCUGUACGCGUUUGUUGGGGAGAAGUUCAGGAAGAAGCUGCUGCAGAAAAUGAGGAAGAUGGGACUGUUGGAGCGGGCGUCGAUCUCCAGAGCCAGCAGGUCCUCCAUAUCAUCGGAAAUCACAUCAACAGUCAUGUGAAAAUGUUACUUUGAACUGCAG